GAUUCAUUGAAAAAAGAAAGAGAAAGUAAAACUCCGGGAAGCUCUACAAACGUCUUUAUCGUCGUCUGUUCUCUAUUGUAGAGUGAUCUUCUUUUUUUGUACCACAAAAAUAAAAAUAAACUAUGAAUAUAGUCCUAUAAGGUUAUUAGGCUACUGCAGAAAAGGUAACAGGUAUCUCGCCGAAAAUUCACUUCUGGUGACCAUCAUUUGAAGCAAAGCAAUGUCCCGUGGUUCGAAUGCUGGAUUUGACCGACACAUCACGAUUUUUUCUCCUGAGGGCCGCCUCUAUCAAGUCGAGUAUGCCUUCAAAGCCAUCGCGCAGGGUGGGUUGACAUCACUGGGCGUGCGGGGGACAGACUGUGCUGUGGUGGUCACACAGAAGAAAGUGCCGGACAAGCUGCUGGAUUCUGCCACUCUGACCAACAUGUACCCACUUACCCCGCGCAUUGGAUGUGUGAUGACAGGACACAAUGCGGACAGUCGAUCCCAGGUCCACAGGGCACGAGUGGAGGCCGCCGAAUGGAAGUACAAGUUUGGCUAUGACAUCACAGCAGACAUGUUGUGUCGGAGAAUGGCGGACAUCUCCCAGGUCUACACACAGAAUGCUGAGAUGAGACCUCUGGGAUGCUGUAUGAUCUUUGUGGCCAUUGACCCCCAGCUGGGUCCCAUGCUGUAUAAGUGUGACCCGGCAGGCUACUUCUGUGGCUUUAGGGCCACUAGCGUAGGGGCCAAGCAGACAGAGGCUAACAGCUACCUGGAGAAGAAACUGAAGAAGAGGCCGGAGCUGUCAUAUGAGAUGACUGUGGAGUUGGCCAUCUCCUGUCUCUCUUCAAUUCUGUCCAUGGACUUCAAGCCCAGUGAAAUUGAAGUGGGUGUGGUCACUAAGGAAAGCCCCAAGUUCAGGACACUCUCUGAGACAGAGAUCGACACCCACCUGGUGGCCAUUGCUGAGCGGGAGUAGAGGUGCAGCCAUCCACAUACAGUAGAUCAGGGUGACUAACUAACCUAGUGGUUCAGUAAUUGGACAUUAAUACUACUGCAGUAGAUCUACUUCAGACUGCUGUUGCAGAAGGUCCCAUCUUAAACAAUACUAGGAUAUUUUUCUAUUUACAUCUGCACAGGUUGAUUUUCACCUUCAGUCUGCAUAUCUAAGCUCCUAGGACAUACAGCCAGGCCGUAACUAGACUUCGGUUGUUGUUGGAAUGGUUUGGUCGUGUGGAUCGUUUCAUCCAUCCUAUUUAUUGUCUGUAAUCUCAUUGAACCUCGUUGUUUAUGACCACCAAAUGGGUUUUAGCUACCUGUGACCAGAGCAUUACUCAUGUCAUCUAUCACUUGCUACAGAAACACUGUCUAACAGAAUAAAACACAUCAAGUAAAACAAAAGAACACUAAUAUCCCUUUUUUAAAUUCUGAUAUGCUUAGAUGUUUUCUGUAGAAUCACAAAAGACACAGUAGUGCUUAACCUUUUGUAUUUGUUUGAUUCGACACAUGUGACUGGAGUUCAUAUUCACAACAUGUCUCAGAGUAGUGGUGCUGUGGCCGUAUCCGCAAAGCGUCUCAGUAAAGGUCCUAGGAAUCCUGUUCAAACGUGUUUUAACAUACACAAAAAAACUCCCAGCUCAGAGUAGGUUUUAGGAUGAUGUUAUUAAGACACUGCUCAGACAAUCUCUGAGCCAGGAGUAAAAUCUGUUCAUAAAAGUUUAUCUCAACUGGUAAUCACAACAGUUUGAGGCACCACAAAGGAAAGAUAGUGAUGACGCUCAUUGACUUUGUUGCAUAUGAUGGGGAAUAACCGUUGGUGAUGAGGCAUCGCCAGCUGUGAACUCUAUAGCAUGUUUCAGACAACCAUCAAAUGUUGCAAUGGUAAAACGAUAUAUGCCAGAUGCGAUCACUUUGCCUAUUCUUAAUUCUUGCCUAAUAGCAUCCAUCUUUUUUUUAAACAACUAAUUCUGAUGGUUGUAAAAAGUGGAAUUUUGAUCAUAUUACCAUUAUAUCAACACACUUGUCACUCCUGUUUAACAACUCCUAAUCGCUUUGGCACAGUAGGCAUUAAGUCACACUUGCCGAUAAUGUUGCAUAAAACGUUUGAAAGGUCUUCCAUUUUCAUCGAACACAAUCAAAGUUAACGUAGGCCCUAGAUGGCUUCAGUGGCCCAAUUUAUCGUCAUGCCCAAUUUAGGCAUAUUUUUAAACAAUGUGAUAUUGCUCUUCAACGGGAUAACCUGAUUUAACUUGAUGUAGGUUUAUUAAAUAAUCAAAAGAAAAACUUGAUUAUUGAUUAGCCUAGUGGUUCUAAGUAUUUAGGGAUAUCGUGUGAAAUAGUCCUCAUGUCAUGUAUUGUAUUGUCAUGUCUUGUCCCUGUGCUUUCUCUUCUCUUCGUUUCCCCCUGCUGGUCUUAUUAGGUUUCUUUCUCUCUCUCUAUUCCUCUCUCUCUAUCGUUCCGUUC
Molecule: messenger RNA, 2445 nt
Organism: Oncorhynchus gorbuscha (pink salmon)
Lineage: Eukaryota; Metazoa; Chordata; Actinopteri; Salmoniformes; Salmonidae
Product: proteasome subunit alpha type-6-like
Exons: 7
Coding region: 221-961 (246 amino acids)
Biological process (GO): ubiquitin-dependent protein catabolic process
Cellular component (GO): proteasome core complex; cytosol; proteasome core complex, alpha-subunit complex
Source: RefSeq, a predicted model, not a curated record